Messenger RNA from Penicillium malachiteum, 735 nucleotides. Its product is annotated as enoyl-CoA hydratase/isomerase family protein. The transcript has 4 exons. Gene Ontology annotation, molecular function: enoyl-CoA hydratase activity; delta(3)-delta(2)-enoyl-CoA isomerase activity. The record is from RefSeq and is a predicted model, not a curated record. Gene Ontology annotation, cellular component: peroxisome. Bases 1 to 735 code for a protein of 244 amino acids. Lineage: Eukaryota; Fungi; Ascomycota; Eurotiomycetes; Eurotiales; Aspergillaceae. Gene Ontology annotation, biological process: fatty acid beta-oxidation.
AUGGCCGAUGUACCCACAUUUCGCAACCUCUCUUUAGAGAGACAUGGGAACGUAUUCGUUCUGACCAUGCAAAAACCACCGGAAAACCGUUUGAACUCGUGGUAUUGUCAGGAGAUGAUUCGAGCAUACCGCACAGUCGAGAAACUUCUAGGACCAGAUUCCGAUGGUGCAGUUAUUACCAGAGGAAAUGAUGCCAAAUUUUGGUGCACUGGAUUGGAUUUAGAUGAAUCAGACAACAACCCAUUUGCCAAUACAGACGGCUUUUAUCCUCUAAUUCAUACAAUUCUCGAUUUUCCAUUCCCGACAAUUGCAUUGAUAACGGGUCAUACCUUCGGUGGAGCCUGCCCUCUCGCACUUGCACACGAUUAUCGUAUCAUGAACUCCCAGAGAGGGUUCAUAUCAAUGCCUCCAGUGAAUUUGGGAUUGCAUUUUGACGGCAUCGGAUCUUUGCCUAGACUCAAACUGCGGCCUCAGAUUGCACGCAAGAUGCUUCUGGAAGCACACCGAUGGACUGCUAGGGAGGCACUCGAGGAUGGAAUUGUGGAUGCCAUUGCUGAGCCUGAGCAAAUGCUUACUGCUGCGCUAGAGCUUGCAGAGAAGCGGGCACCUAAGGCGAAGAUGGGUGUUUAUGCUUUGUUGCGACAAGAGCUGUGGGGUGAGGCUAUUAAGAAGUUUCAGCGGAUAAGCUAUGUGCAUAGUCGAGUUACCUCUGCGCCUGCUAAGGUGAAGAUUUGA